AUGUCUACGCCACCUCCUCCCGGAUACUACGUUCCCGCUGUCACCUUCUUUAAGCAAGACGACGAGCUCGACUUUGACGCGAUCAAGGCGCACGUCUUGCGCCUGGCGGAGGGUGGUGUGACAGGCAUCCUCUGUCAAGGCUCGAACGGCGAGGCCCAGCAUCUGUCGCAUGAAGAACGCGCGGAUGUCAUCCGCUUUACCCGCAAAACUCUCGACGAGGCCGGCUUCAAGGACACGCUUGUCAUCGCGGGUACUGGUGGCCAGAGCACACGCGAGACGAUAAAGUUGAAUAAGGACGCGGCGGCUGCUGGCGCGGCAUACGCCCUCAUCCUGACCCCCGCGACAUGGAAACCAAUCCUGAACAAGGACUUGAUCGUGCGCUUCCACCGUGAGGUCGCCGAAGCCUCGCCAAUCCCGACGAUGGUCUACAACUUCGCAACUGUUACCGCUGGACUCGAUCUCGACUCGCACACCAUCGCUGAGGCCGGCACGCACCCGAACUGCGUUGGCUGCAAGCUCUCAUGCGGCCACCUCGGCAAGCUCACUCGCCUGGCCACGGAUCCCAAACUGCAAGGCAACUUCGCGCCCUUCAUCGGUCGUUCAGACUGCUUCCUUCCUGCGCUCGUGAUGGGCGGACCAGGAUGCAUCGCUGCUACGGUGAACAUCGCGCCCAAGACGCAUGGCGCUGUCUACAAGUUCUACAAAGCCGGCCAGAUGGACGAGGCCCGCAACGCACAGCGCAUCCUCAGCCAUGGCGAUGGCCUCUUGAGCAAGUACGGCGGCAUCGGCUUUAUCAAGGCUGUAGUGGCGAAGGAGUUCGGGUAUGGGAUCCCGCAAGUGCGUGGGCCGCUGGCAUCAGGUUCCAUUGAGAAGGUAGAGACGAUGUCACCGGAGGAUGCGGCUGCUCUGAAGGAGCUCAUCGACUACGAAAGGGCACUGUAA
Molecule: messenger RNA, 942 nt
Organism: Peniophora sp. CBMAI 1063
Lineage: Eukaryota; Fungi; Basidiomycota; Agaricomycetes; Russulales; Peniophoraceae
Source: the annotation of a GenBank genome assembly